Nannospalax galili (Upper Galilee mountains blind mole rat) is the source of this 7033-nucleotide messenger RNA. RefSeq names its product slit guidance ligand 1 (gene Slit1). Gene Ontology annotation, biological process: negative chemotaxis; axon guidance. The transcript is spliced from 37 exons. Gene Ontology annotation, molecular function: Roundabout binding; heparin binding; calcium ion binding. The coding region runs from base 310 to 4914 and encodes 1534 amino acids. The record is from RefSeq and is a predicted model, not a curated record. NCBI's taxonomy places the organism in Eukaryota, Metazoa, Chordata, Mammalia, Rodentia, Spalacidae.
CCUCGCAGCAGUCAGUUGGGAGCUGGAGGGAGACGCAGGCGGUGAGCACCGGAGAGUAGCCGAGAGUGGAGCCGAGUGCCCUCAGCCCAAGGCGCCUUCUCUAGGUCCGCGCACCAACACCAUCACUGGGAGCCUCUAGGUGCCUCCGGGGGCCGCGAGGGCGCAUCAUCGCUCCAGCCCCUCCAUCAUCGCCCCAGUCCCUCGGUUAUUCCGUGGCUUUGCGGCGGACGGCACCUGGAGGCGGCCCCGGACGGGGAUGGUCAGAGGCUGCGGCCGUCUGGCACGCGAGCGGGACGCGGCGAGGGCACGAUGGUGCUGACCCCCGAGCACGGGUCCUCGGUGAGGCUGGGCCGGCCGGAGCUGUGGCUGCUGCUAUGGGCAGCCGCUUGGCGUCUGGGGGCCACGGCGUGCCCCGCCCUCUGCACCUGCACGGGCACCACAGUGGACUGCCACGGCACCGGGUUGCAGGCCAUCCCCAAAAACAUCCCACGGAACACCGAGCGCCUGGAACUCAAUGGCAACAACAUCACUCGGAUCCAUAAGAAUGACUUUGCCGGGCUUAAGCAGCUUCGAGUCUUGCAGCUGAUGGAAAACCAGAUUGGAGUGGUGGAACGCGGAGCUUUCGAUGACAUGAAGGAGCUGGAACGACUACGGCUGAACCGUAACCAGCUACACACACUGCCAGAACUGCUGUUCCAGAACAACCAGGCUCUGUCCAGACUGGACCUGAGUGAGAAUGCCCUCCAGGCUGUGCCCAGGAAGGCUUUCCGGGGAGCCACAGACCUCAAAAACCUACAACUGGACAAGAAUCAGAUCAGCUGCAUUGAGGAAGGAGCCUUUCGUGCCUUGCGGGGCCUGGAGGUGCUGACCCUGAACAACAACAACAUCACCACCAUCCCUGUGUCCAGCUUCAACCACAUGCCCAAGCUCCGGACCUUCCGCCUGCACUCUAACCACCUGUUCUGCGACUGCCACCUGGCCUGGCUCUCUCAGUGGCUGAGGCAGAGACCCACCAUCGGGCUCUUUACUCAGUGCUCUGGGCCUGCCAGCCUGAGAGGCCUCAAUGUGGCAGAGGUACAGAAGAAUGAGUUUAGCUGCUCAAGCCAGGGGGAGGCAGCACGUGUGCCCACUUGCACCCUCUCCUCCGGCUCCUGCCCUGCCAUGUGCACCUGCAGCAACGGCAUUGUGGAUUGCCGUGGCAAAGGUCUCACUGCCAUCCCUGCCAACUUGCCGGAAACCAUGACAGAGAUCCGCCUGGAACUGAAUGGUAUCAAGUCCAUCCCCCCAGGAGCCUUCUCUCCCUACAGAAAGUUGCGCAGGAUUGACCUGAGCAACAACCAGAUCGCUGAGAUUGCACCUGACGCCUUCCAGGGUCUUCGUUCCUUGAAUUCCCUGGUUCUCUAUGGCAACAAGAUCACAGACCUACCCCGCGGUGUGUUUGGAGGCCUGUACACCCUCCAGCUGCUGCUCUUGAACGCCAACAAGAUCAACUGCAUCCGGCCUGAUGCCUUCCAAGAUUUGCAGAAUCUCUCACUGCUGUCCCUGUAUGACAACAAGAUCCAGAGUCUCGCCAAGGGCACCUUCACCUCCCUGCGGGCCAUCCAGACUCUGCACCUGGCCCAGAACCCUUUCAUCUGUGACUGUAACCUCAAGUGGCUGGCAGACUUCUUACGCACCAACCCCAUUGAGACAAGUGGGGCCCGCUGUGCCAGCCCCCGGCGCCUUGCCAACAAACGCAUCGGGCAGAUCAAGAGCAAGAAGUUCCGGUGCUCAGCCAAAGAGCAGUACUUCAUUCCAGGCACAGAGGAUUACCAGCUGAACAGCGAGUGUAGUAGCGACGUGGCCUGUCCCCACAAGUGCCGCUGUGAGGCCAGUGUGGUGGAGUGCUCCAGCCUGAAGCUCUCCAAGAUCCCUGAGCGCAUCCCCCAGUCUACAGCCGAGCUACGUUUGAACAACAAUGAGAUUUCCAUCCUGGAGGCCACUGGGAUGUUUAAGAAACUUAUACAUCUGAAAAAAAUAAACCUGAGCAACAAUAAGUUGUCAGAGAUUGAAGACGGAGCUUUUGAGGGAGCAGUAUCUGUCAGUGAGCUGCACCUGACUGCCAACCAGCUGGAGUCUAUCCGAAGUGGCAUGUUUCGUGGUCUGGAUGGCUUGCGGACCCUGAUGCUGAGGAACAACCGUAUCAGCUGCAUCCACAACGACAGCUUCACGGGGCUGCGAAAUGUCCGGCUCCUGUCACUUUAUGAUAACCACAUCACUACCAUCUCCCCUGGAGCCUUCGACACCCUCCAGGCCUUGUCCACACUAAACCUCCUGGCCAACCCUUUCAACUGCAACUGCCAGCUAGCCUGGCUGGGUGACUGGCUGAGAAAGAGGAAGAUUGUGACAGGGAACCCACGCUGCCAGAACCCAGACUUCCUGCGGCAGAUCCCCCUGCAGGACGUGGCCUUCCCUGACUUCAAGUGUGAGGAAGGUCAGGAGGAAGGAGGCUGCCUGCCCCGCCCACAGUGCCCCCAGGAGUGUGCCUGCCUGGACACGGUUGUCCGAUGCAGCAACAAGCACCUUCAGGCUCUUCCCAAGGGCAUCCCCAAGAAUGUCACAGAACUCUAUUUGGAUGGGAACCAAUUCACACUGGUUCCAGGACAGCUGUCCACCUUCAAGUACCUACAGCUUGUAGACCUGAGUAACAACAAGAUCAGUUCCCUAAGCAAUUCCUCCUUCACCAACAUGAGCCAGCUGACCACGCUAAUUCUUAGCUACAACGCCCUCCAGUGCAUCCCUCCUCUGGCAUUUCAGGGCCUCCGUUCUCUGCGACUGCUGUCUCUGCAUGGCAAUGACAUCUCCACCCUUCAAGAGGGCAUCUUUGCAGAUGUGACAUCUCUGUCUCACUUGGCCAUUGGUGCCAACCCCCUGUACUGUGACUGCCACCUUCGCUGGCUCUCCAGCUGGGUGAAGACUGGUUACAAGGAACCAGGCAUUGCCCGCUGUGCUGGACCUCCAGACAUGGAAGGCAAGCUGCUGCUCACCACACCUGCCAAGAAGUUUGAAUGCCAAGGUCCCCCCAGUCUGGUAGUUCAGGCCAAAUGUGAUCCCUGCUUAUCCAACCCAUGCCAGAACCAGGGCACCUGCCACAAUGACCCUCUUGAGAUAUACAAGUGUGCCUGCCCCAGCGGCUACAAGGGCCGAGACUGUGAGAUGUCCCUGGACAGCUGCUCUAGUAGCCCAUGUGGAAAUGGAGGGACCUGCCACACCCAGGAGGGUGAGGAUUCUGGCUUCAUGUGUUCCUGUCCCUCUGGUUUUGAAGGACCCACCUGUGGGGUGAACACGGAUGAGUGCAUGGAGCAUACCUGUGUCAACGGGGGUGUCUGUGUGGAUGGUGUGGGUAACUACACCUGCCAGUGUCCCCUGCAGUAUGAAGGAAGGGCUUGUGAGCAGCUUGUGGACUUCUGCUCCCCAGAUCGGAACCCUUGUCAGCAUGAGGCCCCGUGUGUGAGCACCCCAGAUGGAGCCAGGUGUGAGUGUGUGCCAGGCUACACAGGUGACAACUGCAGUGAAAAUCAGGAUGACUGCAGGGACCACCGCUGUCAGAACGGGGCCCAGUGCGUGGACGAAGUCAACAGCUAUGCUUGCCUCUGUGCUGAGGGCUACAGUGGACAGCUCUGUGAGAUCCCACCUCACCUACCUGCUCCCAGAAGCCCCUGUGAGGGAACUGAGUGCCAGAACGGGGCCAACUGUGUGGACCAGGGCAGCCGGCCUGUGUGCCAGUGCCUGCCAGGCUUUGGUGGCCCAGAGUGUGAGAAGUUGCUUAGUGUCAAUUUUGUGGACCGGGAUACUUACCUGCAAUUCACUGACCUGCAGAAUUGGCCACGGGCCAACAUCACUCUGCAGGUCUCCACGGCAGAGGACAAUGGGAUCCUGCUGUACAAUGGGGACAAUGACCACAUUGCAGUUGAGCUGUACCAGGGCCACGUCCGUGUCAGCUAUGACCCAGGCAGCUACCCCAGUUCUGCUAUCUACAGCGCUGAGACGAUCAAUGAUGGACAGUUCCACACUGUUGAGCUGGUCACCUUUGACCAGAUGGUGAACCUCUCCAUCGAUGGCGGCAGUCCCAUGACCAUGGACAACUUCGGCAAGCACUACACGCUCAACAGUGAGGCCCCCCUCUAUGUAGGAGGGAUGCCCGUAGAUGUGAACUCAGCUGCCUUCCGCCUAUGGCAGAUCCUCAACGGCACCAGCUUCCACGGUUGCAUCCGGAACUUGUAUAUCAACAAUGAGCUUCAGGACUUUACCAAGACACAGAUGAAACCUGGCGUGGUGCCAGGCUGUGAGCCCUGCCGAAAGCUCUACUGUUUACAUGGGAUCUGCCAGCCCAACGCCACCCCAGGGCCCGUGUGCCACUGCGAGGCUGGCUGGGGAGGGCUGCACUGUGACCAGCCAGUGGAUGGACCCUGCCAUGGCCACAAGUGUGUCCAUGGGAAAUGUGUACCCCUCGAUGCUCUUGCCUACAGCUGCCAGUGCCAGGAUGGGUACUCAGGGGCCCUGUGCAACCAGGCUGGGGCAGCAGCAGAGCCCUGUGGGGGCCUGCAGUGCCUACAUGGCCACUGUCAGGCCUCGGCCACCAAGGGAGCACACUGUGUGUGUGACCCAGGCUUUUCUGGCGAGCUGUGUGAGCAAGAGUCCAACUGCCGGGGGGACCCUGUCCGGGACUUUCACCGGGUCCAGAGGGGCUAUGCCAUCUGCCAGACCACGCGCCCCCUGUCGUGGGUGGAGUGCCGGGGCUUAUGCCCCGGCCAGGGCUGUUGCCGGGGCCUGCGGCUGAAGCGGAGGAAGCUCACCUUCGAGUGCAGUGACGGGACCUCGUUUGCUGAGGAGGUGGAGAAGCCCACCAAGUGCGGCUGUGCCCCGUGCGCUUAGCGAGCGGGCGGAGCACUGGCAGCUGGGCUGGGGUGCGGGCAUCACCAGGACGGCGCCUGGGCCCUGGCCAGGACACUGAGGCGCCUUUCCAGGACUGCACUGCUGGGGCAGAGGGGCGAGGCUCGGGUGGCCACGCCCUCUCCCGAAGUGCCUUGCACAAAUAGGCGCUUAAUAAAUAUUUGUUGAAUGAAUGUGUGCGUGAGGUCAGACCACGGAUGGCAGAACGAGGGCACCCCUCUGCCUGCUACCUGGGACUGAAGGAGGCUAUUCCUUGUCCCAACCAGCCUCUCCCUUGGCCUGGGGUCCAGGCCGGCAUGGGGCAGAGUUAAUGUCCCGGAAGCCUCUGGCCCCUCUGAGAGUAAUUGCCUCCCAGAUCACUGGCCUGGCUUCUGCUGCCGCUCCUGCUGGCCACAGGUCACUAUCCAGGGAAGACUUCCUACCAUGGCCGUGGGACUGACUCUUUUUCUUUGAGUCAAGAGGCCCGCUGUCUCCACUGCUUGGGACAGAGGCUGGGGGUGGCAUGGUUAGGACCAGGCCUCUGGGUCCAAAAGUGUAGGAUGACCACUGCAACUUCUAUAAGGGGGUCUUGUGAAGGAAACAGCCACUGGGGCUGCUUGGGGUUGCAGAUCCCACCAAAGAGGGCAGGGGUUCUUGGCUGUGGCUGAAUAAACAUCACUGGCCACAGAAGGGACUCUAUGACUAGGCUCCCCCAACCAUGGCCAGUUAUAAGCUUCUGGUAUACCUGGCAGAGGGAUGGGGUGUGAGGGGCAGUUGGGCCUGGCCAGGACCUAUUUCCUUGAGGCUGGCUUACAGCUUUGUACUAAGGUCAUUAGGGAACAAUAGGAGGCCAAUAGUGCAGAUACCAGGGAGAACGCCCCGUGGUUCUGUGCAAACUUCUGUCUGCCCAGGCCUCAGGUCUGCAGCUAUGGAGCAAGGAGGUGGGCAGGAACCAUGUAGACUUUCCCACUGUGGUCAGAAGGGAGGUCUGAGGAGUCAGAAGACCCAUUUCUAUUGACUACAUUAAUAAAUACUGAUGUCCCUAAUCUGGGUUGGGCUCUAUGGGUGUUCAGCCCUAAUGUGAGCUAAUUCCUGAGCACCAUGGUGCAUCCAGAAUGAUGCAGGCUGCAGCUGCUCAUCCUGGUGUUUGCAGUGAAGGCUGUGUUUGAAACCCCCAGAUACAAGGCUGUCUGACAUAAAGGUUUCUCGAAGAUUCAGAGGGAAAAGAUGAGGUUUGAGCCUAAUAGGGAACUGCUGAAGGAAGAGUGUAGCCCUGGUGUGUGUGUGUGUGUGUGUGUGUGUGUGAUCUUUGUGGGGCAAGAGGGGAGCACAUCCCUCUGUCUGUGUGUGUGGUGUUGCUGGAUGGCCUUGUGCCUGUGUCCCUGCCCAGAUGGGUAAUGAGAGAGCUUUGACACUGAGACACAAACAUCCAGAGGCUGUGGAGCUCAGUACCUCCCAUCACAUUGGCCCUUAGGCCAGCCAGACUCCAGAUGGGAAGACUGCAGAAUUGUCUUCAUGUCUGGGUACACCCCUUUACCAGAGCGCCAGGCUCCGCUUUCUUGCAAGGUGCCUAAAGCCUGGCACAUCACUCCUAUCGCCUGUUCACACUUGUAUGGUCCUGGAAGAAGGCUGCCGUGAGUGCAACUCUACAAGAAAUCACCUCCACAUCUUGUCCCCUUUUGGUAAAGACCUGCUUUGUGGUCACUGUUGGCUAUUUCCAUUAAACAUACAAAGAAGAGACCUGGUGCAAGAAUCUACAGGGAGAUGGUACUUAGGCAGCACUGCUGACAGCAGCCAGAGCCCCUUGAUGUUAAGACAUGGAAAAGGCCAACUUUGUCUCCUCUUUGUCUGCUGUUAGCCUAACCGCAAAAGUAUCUCUUUAUACAGAAUACUUACAGAUUCUAAUAUAUAUUUGUAUUUCAUUUUGUUAUAGUAUUUUUAUAUGUUAAAGUCAACCUCCAGGGUCUUGUUUUGAUUUUCAGAUGCUAUGUGGUUGUGACCUUUUGUUUGGGAUUUCUGUUGUUUGGAUUGAUUUUUUGGGAGCUGCACCUGCCCUUUCCCCCAGAAGUAUUGUUUUAGAAUGUCAGUAUUGUCUGUUGUCUUCCAUAUGAACAUGACAUUG